CUGAUAAAUUUAGACGGAAACUGGAAGAACUGGAGAAGGAGAAAAAUUCUUUAAAAUUUCAGCUUCCUUCAAGGCAUCCCUCUGUUAGCAGUUUUUUGGAUAGGUUCAUGACCCAAGUUCAGGCAACAUUGCACUGGGCUGCUGAUAAUUGGGUUAGACGUGAAGAAAAUGGUCUUUGUCAUGAAAAAGAGCUCAGAUUUUUGAGAUCAACUUCCCAGGAGGGGACGCAGGUUUCAGCCACGAAACGAAACCAGCUUUUUCAAGAAAAGAAGCAACUACAGAAAGAAAUUGAAGAUCUCAGAACAAGACUGGCCAUAUUAGAAGGAAAAGAUCAACAGCUGAGAAGAGAAAUUGAAGAACAAGAUAGGCUUAUUCAGUCACAGGACUGUGAACUGGCUGCUUUACUUGGCUGCAUUUCUUUGAGGGAGCUGCAGGAAAUAAGCAAGGCUGUGGAUGACACCUUAGCAUCCUCUUAUCGAAUUCCACUCAGCUUAGAUCUUCCAGGACCAAUAAAGAGCCUUCAAGAGAAAGAACAGUUGUACAGCAUGUCCAUUAAAGAAACUACUGCCAAAGUUUGCACGAGUCAGAAACUCUGCAGUACUUUGAGGAGGAAAGUGAGUGAUAUUGAGACUCAACUACCAGCUCUACUUGAAGCCAAAAUGCUGGCUGUUUCAGGAAGUAAUUUUGACACUGCAAAGGAUCUUGCAGAAGAAAUAAGAUCAUUAACAUCUGAGAAAGAGGGACUGGAAGGACUUCUCAAUGAACUGUUGGUUCUGAGUGCCAGAAAUAUGCGAAAAUUAGAGAGAAUUAAAGAUGAUUACACCAGACUGAAACAAGAACUUGAACAAGGAGAAACUGCCUUUGUGACCAGUGUAAAAGAAAAUGCUGAGAAGUACAUGGGGAUUCUGGAGGAUAAACUACAUAGCUGUGGGAGCCAGCUGCUCCAAAGAGUGUGGGAAGCUGACUUGGAGGCCUGUCAGCUGUUGAUCCGAGGGUUUCAACUGAAAGAAACCAGUUGCUGUGGUUUUGAGGAAGAAGAGAACCAAAUGGAUGACAUGGAGAUGACUGCUGAUGCCUCACCUGAUUGUGAAAAAAGAAAAGAAGGUCACUUUCUAAAGGGCACAGAGUGGGGUGCUGUUUCCUGCCCCAAACCCAGGGAGCUGAAAGAGGUUAUGGAAGACAUUUCAUUUGGAACAGAGGGUCAUUUAUCUGAGGAGUUCUUCAUAUUUUCUGCAGAGUUGGGAGAAAAAUGUGAAGCAAUAAGUGAGAAAUUGGUGCAUCUGGAAGAUCAAUUGCAAAGUUCCACCUGCAGAGUUGAUGAAGGAGUUAUUCAGUCUCUGCAGAGGGAGAUCCAGGUGGUGAAGGAGACACUCCAGACCGUGCUGGUGCAACUUCAGUCAGCCAAGGAGGCAGGAGAAGAAAAGGCUGGAGACUUCCUCUGUGACAGCUGGUGUCCAGGAAAACAAGACUUGAAGGAAUAAUGAGCAGAAAGAGCUGGUAGGAUGACAUUAAUUCACAAAGGGCUGCUUUUAGUAACUGAAUACUGUUUUACUAAGCCUCAGGGAUCUCUUCUCUCCCCUGCAUAACUAAUAACUAAAUCAAUUAUGGAGAAACAGAGCCUGGAGGUCUAUCAUCAGAAGUAUGCUACGCAGCCUCAUAUGUUUUGGCACAGAUUGGGAAACAGCUUUCAGAGCAGAGCAGCUCCUGUAAAUGUGUAGAUUACAAAUUGAUACAUUUCAAGUGAGUCUGCAAAGUUGCUUUUAAUGUCAGUGAAGUGUUCUCCUUGAAGGCUCAUAAACACUGUCUUCCUCUACUCAUGGAUUUUUUCCCUGAUUUAAAAUGCAACAUUAAAGCUGGAACAUCUAGUAUUUCUUGGAAAAUAGCUCUAAGAAUAAUAAGAACUUUUUUUUUCCCUCUUUGGCUUUAACAGCUUUCUUACACUGAAUGUAUUUUCACAUUCCUGCCAAUAAUUAAAUCAAUAGGGUGAAAUCCAAGCUAACCGUGUUCUUUCAACUGAAAUUUGGAUCUCAUUUGCUCUGUGGUAUCAAGUACAGUGGAGGUAGCUAACAGCAGCCCCUAUAGGAGUAGUUUAACUCAAUUUAUUUAGGUAUUAAUAUAAACUUUCUUUAGUAUUACAGGGGUUGUAAAGCAAAAAAAAAAUCCUAUGUUGAUGAUUUGUGUUGCUUAUAUUUAAAUAUUGUAUGAACAAGAAGUCAUUUAAAUCUUGUUGUAAAGAUUACUACCAUUACUUUGAUCUUCCUUGUAAGCUUCAGCAGGAAUGCAGAUUUUUUUGCAAGACAUGUAUGUCAAUAUAUACACAUGCAUAGUUAAACAUGUAUUUUUAUAGGAAAUAAAAGCAGUACUCAGCUGAAGCCAACUGGAUAAUUGUUCAAAAGAGUUAAUGUCUUCAAAAAUUCAUGUGUACUUCUACUUUGAUACCGGUAUAUCUCUGGUACCAUAAAAAUUCUGUUGCAGAGGGAGAAUUUUUUUUUUUUUAAAUCUUAAUUUUUAAAAACACAAUAGAAAAUGUCUUGCAACUGAUACUGUACUUUUUUGAUACUGCUUUUCUGUCAUUUUUAGAAUUACUCUUCUACUUUGGUCACAUUUUAUAGCCACAUUGUGUUUUUGCAAAUUUUGAAGGUCAUUGGACAACUUUCCCACUAAGAUCCUGUUAAUUUUUGGUGUGUUUUAAUGCUAGUUGAAACUUCUACCUCAGUGUUAAGUACAGAAGGAGGGAGGGAAAAAAGUGCCAGGCAGCUGAGACAUACAACAGGAUUAUAAUUGCCUCCAGGAGCAUAUGGUUGUCAAAGCAGGGCAGAGAGCUCAGGUGGUUUCUAUAGUCAUCAGAUCCUCAGGGCUGCAUUACAGCCCUGUAAUUCAGAACAUGGCUGACUUUUCUCACUGAGUAAUAUAUGGGCCAGCAUCCCUUUAUGUUGUGGUCAAGACUCUUGGAGCUCCAGCUUGCAUGGAUUCUGCUACUCAGUUCCCUAAUGGAGAUCUCUUGCUGCUCUGCUUGACAACUUUAUCUCUCCACGUCCCUGUUCAAUACCUACCUCCCACCACAGCUCUGGCACUUUCUGAAGCUCCCCUGAACAGAUGAACAAGGUGUUUGCCUCCAGCUGAGGGCAGGAGACAAGUGCAGGUGGCACCCUGACAUUCAGCCCAUGCACAGGAACAGCUCCAGAGCAAAACCUGCCUGCCAGAAAGCACUCAUGGAAACCCACAUGAGUUCAGCUAAAGAGGAAAGCGAGCACUCUGACAAGAUACUCUUGAAACUGAUAAGAUAGCUCUUAGAACUGUUUCUUUAACGCCCAUAGAAGCUGCCUGGGGUUCAAUACCUCAGAGGGCCCAGGUACUGCAUUUCCAGCAAGGAGCAUUUAUAUGGGACUAUGACAACAGUCCCAGAGAUGAUGGCCAGUACACUCAACUAAGGUUUCAUGACACCCAGCUCUCCCACCCUGCAGAGUUUUGUCCUUUGAAUACUUAGUGCCUGCAAUGUAAACAGUUGUUAGGCCCUAGAAGUGCCUUAGAGCCAGAAUCAGCUACAGCUGAAGCAUCAGGCCUGUCUCCUUGCAGCAGUGAGGGGUCAACAGCAGGGAUAGGACCCGACCACCACAGGGGCAGGAGAACAGCACCCUCAUUGCCACUAGCAAGGUUUCUUGAAGAUAUUCCCAUUCAAUUAAAAAAAUUGUGUGGCUUUUGUGUUUUGAAGCUUCAGAGCACUACUGCAUCUUAAUAAAAACUCCAUUUAGGCAACCACUCUAAUAAGACACUGAAUUUCUAAGGAGAAGGGAAACUGAAUCAGUCAUCGUUGAUGUUAUGUUUGUAUCUGUUAACAUCUAUUUUAUAAGUAACACGGACUACUACUACUCCUUUAAUUUAUUGUUCCAUUAACUUCAUUGUUUGUUGUGGGAAGUUAGAGCCAGUAACCAUUCCUUUUCUGAGACACAUGUGAUAAUAAGCAUACUUUUAAAAAAAAGGUAUACUAUGCAAUGUAUUGGCUGCCUUUUAUCUGUGAAUAGAAAACUUUCAAAUAAAGAGAAGUAUGUUUUUAACUAA
This is a messenger RNA of Zonotrichia albicollis (white-throated sparrow), 4059 nucleotides long. NCBI's taxonomy places the organism in Eukaryota, Metazoa, Chordata, Aves, Passeriformes, Passerellidae. The record is from RefSeq and is a predicted model, not a curated record.